This is a messenger RNA of Menidia menidia (Atlantic silverside), 1158 nucleotides long. NCBI's taxonomy places the organism in Eukaryota, Metazoa, Chordata, Actinopteri, Atheriniformes, Atherinopsidae. The record is from the annotation of a GenBank genome assembly.
AUGUCUCAAAUCCAGAUGUUAAAAGCGCCUGAGAGUCCAAACGGGGUGAAGCUGGUUUCUCAACUUCGUGAUGUCAGACAGCUGUUGGAGGUCAAAGAGGAGCGUCCUGCUGAGCAGCAGAAAUUGAAUCCCAGUUUGGACCAGGAAGACCCGAACCUUUCUCGCAUUAAAGAGGAAGAGGAGGAGGCCAAUGUCACGGAGUUCACCUACAUUCCUGUCAUAGUGAAAAGUGAGGAUGAGGAGGAGAAACCUCAGUCCUCAGAGCUUCAUCACGCUCAGACUGAGGAGUCCGAUCCAGGUCAGAGCUCGGAGUCAGACACCGAAGAGAAGACUUCCCAGUCUUCCAAGACGGACGUGAGUGAUGGAAACUGGGAGCAGGGCAGUGACCCCCAGUCUGCGAAAACCAGUGACGGCGCUGCGGGCGACGGACACGACGGCGGCAAGAAGUGUUACAGCUGCCCCGAGUGCCUGAAGACGUUCAGCCGCCGGGCGAACCUGCUGCGCCACAAGAGGAUCCACACGGCCGAGCUGCCCUUCAGCUGCGCCGUCUGCCAGGCCUCCUUCAAAACCAAGCGCGUCCUCAUCCAGCACGCCAAGAUCCACAGCGACGAGAAGCCCUUCAGCUGCUCGGUGUGCGGCCGAGGCUUCAAGCGGAGGGAGUGCGUCACGCACCACAUGAGGUGCCACACGGGGGAGAAGCCCUUCAGCUGCUCCUUCUGCGAGGCCACCUUCAAGUGGAAGAACGCCUACGUGGAGCACACGCGCAUCCACACGGGAGAGAAGCCCUUCAGCUGCGGCGUCUGCUCGGCGGCCUUCAGGAGGAAGCAGGACUUCGUGGAGCACCGGAGGAUCCACAGCGGCGAGAAGCCCUUCAGCUGCUCGGUCUGCGGCCGGAGCUUCAGCAAGGUGGCCUACGUCACCUGCCACAUGCGCUGCCACAAAGGCGAGAGGCCCUUCAGCUGCUCCGUCUGCAAAGCCGCUUUCAAGAGGAAGUACACGCUGGAGAUUCACAUGAGGACGCACACCGGGGAGAAGCUGUUCAGCUGCACCACCUGCCACAAGAAAUUCACGCGCAUGUCGGGAGCCAAAGCACAUCAGCAGCGCUGUGCGGGCAGCUGCUCCGAGGCGGCCGGAGCUCAUCUGGGAGGGGCCUGCUGA